Abrus precatorius (Indian licorice) is the source of this 652-nucleotide messenger RNA. Its product is annotated as ethylene-responsive transcription factor ERF024. Gene Ontology annotation, molecular function: DNA binding; DNA-binding transcription factor activity. Gene Ontology annotation, biological process: regulation of DNA-templated transcription. The transcript has a single exon. Lineage: Eukaryota; Viridiplantae; Streptophyta; Magnoliopsida; Fabales; Fabaceae. The coding region runs from base 74 to 652 and encodes 192 amino acids. The record is from RefSeq and is a predicted model, not a curated record.
AACUGCCAACUGCCAUCAACCAAUUCCCUCACCUUCUUCAACUGCCAACAUACAAUUUCUUCACAUCACCACCAUGCGUUCCAGCAACGGUAACACUGCAUCAAGCAGCAGAGCCUCUUCUUCUUCUGCAGCAACAGGGCGCCACCCUGUGUAUCGAGGAGUGAGGCGUAGGAGUAGUGGAAAAUGGGUUUCUGAAAUCCGUGAGCCCAAGAAGCCCAACAGGAUUUGGUUAGGGACAUUUGCUACACCUGAAAUGGCAGCUAUUGCUUAUGAUGUGGCAGCGCUUGCUCUUAAGGGUAAGGAUGCUGAACUUAACUUCCCUAACUCCGCUUCUUCCUUGCCCGUCCCUGCAUCUUCCUCUGCCCGUGAUAUUCAGAUGGCUGCAGCUAGUGCUGCAGCUGCUGUUGGGGCAGCCAAUGAUGCAAUAACGGGCAUUGAUGGAAGCCGAGGAGGGAACGUUUCAGUCUCUGUCGCACAAGAGAUUUCAGGGGGGAAUCAGUUUGUGGAUGAGGACUUGAUCUUUGAUAUGCCUAAUAUUCUGGUCAAUAUGGCUGAAGGAAUGUUGCUUAGUCCUCCUCGUUUUGACAUUGCUGGUAAUGAAUAUGAAUAUGGUGAAGAUCCUAAUCUCUGGGGUUUCCCUUACUACCCUUAA